Molecule: messenger RNA, 570 nt
Organism: Puccinia triticina
Lineage: Eukaryota; Fungi; Basidiomycota; Pucciniomycetes; Pucciniales; Pucciniaceae
Exons: 6
Coding region: 1-570 (189 amino acids)
Biological process (GO): signal transduction
Cellular component (GO): plasma membrane
Molecular function (GO): GTPase activity; GDP binding; GTP binding
Source: RefSeq, a predicted model, not a curated record
AUGACGAACAAUAUGAUGAUGUUUAAGAUCGUCUUGUUGGGAGACGGAGGCGUAGGAAAGACGACGCUGAUCAUCCAGCUAUGUCUGAACAAAUUUAUGGACGGAUACGAUCCGACGAUCGAGGACUCGUACAGAAAACAUCUGAUCAUCGACGACCAACCUUGUAUUCUCGAAAUACUUGAUACAGCCGGGCAGGAGGAAUAUACUGCUUUACGGGACCAAUGGAUACGAGAAGGCGAAGGAUUUGUGUUGGUGUAUUCGAUCACAGCGCGGGCGACGUUCGAACGGAUCGAGCGGUUCCGGUCACAGAUCUUACGAGUCAAAGAUACCGAGUCGAUGCCGAUCAUCCUUGUCGGCAACAAGGCCGACAAGGUCAACGAGCGCGAGGUCGGCAAGGACGAAGGCCUCGCUUGUGCUCGAAAGAUGGGCUGCGACUUCGUCGAGACUAGCGCUAAGACUAGGCUGAACGUUGAGGCCGCUUAUUUCAAUCUCAUCAGGGCUAUCAUGGCACUGAGAGAAGGCGACCGGAAGCGACCUAAAGAAAGGAAAAGAAGGUGCCGGAUACUCUAA